Messenger RNA from Aspergillus saccharolyticus JOP 1030-1, 1544 nucleotides. RefSeq names its product CAAX prenyl protease RCE1. The coding region runs from base 378 to 1388 and encodes 336 amino acids. Gene Ontology annotation, cellular component: endoplasmic reticulum membrane. Gene Ontology annotation, molecular function: metalloendopeptidase activity. The transcript is spliced from 4 exons. Gene Ontology annotation, biological process: CAAX-box protein processing. The record is from RefSeq and is a predicted model, not a curated record. NCBI's taxonomy places the organism in Eukaryota, Fungi, Ascomycota, Eurotiomycetes, Eurotiales, Aspergillaceae.
CGCCACCUUCGCAGGGCAGCCGCGGCGCGCGAUCACGUGAGCUUAAUUGCUAUCGAUGACGACUUACAUCAUGUGAUCUCAGCGGAUGGAGCCACAUAUGCACGUGACUAAUGCAGCCCACUUGUGCCUUGAUGCCUUGGUGCCUGUCAAACUCGGCAUUUACAGCCGACGUCGUGUUUCCCUCCGUUCCCUUUGUUCGUCUUCCUGCUCGCUAGUCGGGGCUAUUGUUCGCCUACUCACUCGGAGAAGAAGAAUCGGCAGUCACGACAUACCCGGCAUUGCAGUCUUAUGUGGUAUUUGCGACUGUGUGGUUGACUUGAUUCUCCGUCUGCAUCAAACUUUCUUCAUUCCGAUCCGGGCAUUCAAUCCGGGUGAUCAUGGCGCCCAUCAAUCUGCUGCUCAACCGUCUCAGGAUUCUAUACUCGAAAGACUACGAUGAGCCAGCUAUAUCAACGACGACAGCUGCUUUCUUCUCGGUUCUACUUACUCUUCUAUACGUGAUACCAUUCUACGUGAAUGCCACCACACGGCCGUCCCCGACUCUAAGUCGCGAUGCGCCAUCAGUGAUCCGGGCAAGAAUCCGAAGCGUGACCCUGUCAUGCAUCGUGAGCACUCUCAUCGUUGCCUGGCUGAUCAUCGGCAAAGACGACGGGUCUCUGACCGAGGCCCUCAAGCUCCUGGGCUGGUGGCCCGUCAGCUUCACCGACAUCUUCCGCAGUUUGAUCCUGACAGCCAUUCUCUUCGCGGGUCCGCUGUUCGAAAGGGGCAUCGCAGAGGGCGAAUGGCGUGAAUGGGUCCAUGGUAGUCGGAUCACCGCUUCCUUGCGCAGCUGGAUCGGGUGGAGGAACUACGUGGCGGGCCCAAUCACUGAGGAGAUCAUGUUCCGCUCCGCGAUAGUUCCACUGCAUCUGCUUGCCAAAGUCUCGCCCGUGCGCAUCGUCUUCGUGGCACCUCUGUACUUUGGCAUCGCGCACGUGCAUCACUUCUACGAGUUCCGCCUCACGCACCCGGACACCUCGGUGAUCGCAGCACUACUACGCUCCAUCUUCCAGUUUGGCUAUACGACCAUCUUCGGCUGGUAUGCCACUUUUCUCUACCUUCGCACCGGUUCUCUCCCCGCGGUCAUCCUCGUGCACACCUUCUGCAACUGGUGUGGACUGCCCCGGUUGUGGGGGCGGGUCGAGGCCGGCGUCCCCAUCGGCCCACCAUUGGCCAAGGGUAAAUGGGGCUCGGGUGAGACGGGAAAUGGGCAGUUGGGCAUGGGUUGGACAGUCGCGUAUUAUGCCCUGCUGGUGGGGGGUGCGGUGGGAUUCUAUUAUGCGCUGUGGCCGCUGACAGACUCGUUUAAUGCUCUAGCCUCUUUCUCGAGUCCGCACAAGAGGGUAUGAAGGAUGAGGUUGUGAGGUAUCCGCACCGACACGGUUCAGUUUGAGUUCUGAUGGUCGGGAUUGACAUGUUUCCAUAUAUAUAUCUAAUAUGCUUUAAUGUGACCUGUCGCGGAUAGGCUGAAUAUUACGUCGAGGUUCAUAUUCUUUUAUAAUCUG